Chilo suppressalis (striped riceborer) is the source of this 1674-nucleotide messenger RNA. The record is from the annotation of a GenBank genome assembly. Lineage: Eukaryota; Metazoa; Arthropoda; Insecta; Lepidoptera; Crambidae.
UAAAUUAAACAUCAUUCUCUCCUUUUCAUUCUGUAUAGAGAAUGACAAGGAUACACUGAUAUAAUUUAGAGUUUAUUUCAUUUCUACGCUUUUCUUUCAAUCGUAAGUAUGUCUGGUGGCCACAAACAUCGAUAUAAAAAUGUCGGUCUGAGUGCAGACGAGCUCCGACGUCGUCGAGAAGAGGAGGGUGUACAACUUCGCAAACAAAAACGGGAGCAACAAUUGUUUAAAAGGAGAAACGUAAAUCUUCCUGCUCCAAAUGCACCAGAUAUUGCAUUGCAGGAUGAUAUUAACAUAUCAUCAUCUGAUGAUAUUACUCCAGCUAUGGUGGCUGCACUCUAUGGAGAUAAUCCUCAAGAACAAGUGAUGGCUACACAAAAGUUCCGUAAGCUUCUCAGUAAAGAGCCUAAUCCUCCCAUAGACGAAGUGAUACGGACUGGAAUAGUGCCUAAAUUUGUUGAAUUCCUCACUAACAGUUCAAAUCCUACUUUACAGUUCGAAGCAGCAUGGGCGUUGACGAACAUAGCGUCAGGUUCUUCAGAGCAGACGCAAGUGGUGGUCGAAUGUGGGGCUGUGGGAGUUCUAGUUGGUUUAGUGGCGAGCGGCGCGGGUGACGAUGUUCGCGAACAAGCGGUGUGGGCGCUCGGCAACGUUGCGGGCGAUUCGCCGCGCUGUAGAGACAUUGUGUUAGCUGCGGGGGUGCUGCCUCCGCUAAUAGAGAUCUUAAAUAAAUAUACAAGGUUAUCCAUGACAAGAAAUGCUGUGUGGACAUUGUCGAACUUAUGUAGGGGAAAGAAUCCACCAACAAACUUUGAAUCUGUUACACCAGGUAUUCCAGUUCUAGCAAGGCUAUUGCAUCAUACCGAUGCGGAUGUGUUGAGCGAUGCGUGCUGGGCGCUCUCCUAUCUAUCCGACGGGCCGAACGAGAAGAUACAAGCUGUCAUCGACGCUGGUGUGUGUAGAAGGCUCGUGGAAUUACUUAUGCACGGCAAGUCCACAGUAGUGUCAGCCGCGUUGCGCGCCGUCGGUAACAUAGUGACCGGAAACGAUGCGCAGACGCAGGCGGUGUUAAACUGCCAUCCUUUGUCCAACUUGCAUGCGCUAUUACGUUCCAAUACGGAAGCGUUGAGGAAAGAAGCGUGCUGGACUCUGUCCAAUAUUACGGCCGGCAACGCUAACCAGAUUCAGACAGUCAUUGACGCCAACAUAUUUCCUACGUUAAUUGAAAUUUUGAAACAAGCCGAAUUUAAAACUAGGAAAGAGGCCGCAUGGGCCAUAACUAAUGCCACCAGUGGAGGUACUCAUGUCCAAAUUAGGUAUCUGGUUGAACAAGGUUGUAUACCACCGCUAUGUGACUUAUUAACGUUAACUGAUGUUAAAACUAUUCAAGUUGCCUUGAACGGAUUAGAUAAUAUAUUAAAAGCUGGACAACAAUCUGACCAACGUGACAAUCCGUAUGCAGCAUUGCUCGAGGAAUGUUUUGGCCUCGACAAGAUUGAGUUUCUACAAUCGCAUCAAAACCUCGACAUAUACCAGAAAUCGUUCGAAAUCAUCGAGAACUUCUUCGGCUCUGAAGAAGAGGACAGCAGACUCGCACCAGCCGUUUCUUCAACCACGGACCAUUACCAAUUCAGUGCUGACCAAUCUGUACCCAUGGGCGGAUUCCAGUUCUAA